Messenger RNA from Eriocheir sinensis (Chinese mitten crab), 2661 nucleotides. RefSeq names its product facilitated trehalose transporter Tret1-2 homolog. Gene Ontology annotation, cellular component: membrane. Gene Ontology annotation, molecular function: transmembrane transporter activity. The record is from RefSeq and is a predicted model, not a curated record. The coding region runs from base 16 to 1842 and encodes 608 amino acids. Lineage: Eukaryota; Metazoa; Arthropoda; Malacostraca; Decapoda; Varunidae. Gene Ontology annotation, biological process: transmembrane transport. The transcript is spliced from 6 exons.
UGCCCCCAUCCGGGAAUGUUGAUCUGCCUAUACCCGUCACCAGCCGAGGACGUCGUUCAGUUGGCGUCCGUUCACCACCAAGCACAUAUUACCGCCCCGGGUGCCACAGUCCAGCCCCGCUGCCACGCUCGCUGCACUCACGACUCAGGAAGUCAUUGUGUCACAGGCAACGCCAUGGCGGUCGGUAACUACUGUGAAGCGAGACGGUCCAUUAUGACGGACAAGAAAACAAGCACGGCGGAGGACCCCCGGGCGAUGGAGCUGGGCCCGAUGGAGCAAGCGACGACCCAACCUGAACACUCGGACGUCAACGGAGGCCCGACGGAGGAGCAGCGGAUCAGGCUCACCACGCCCACACCGACGCACGCUAAGACUGAGAAUGGACUUGACGCAAGGGAGGAGCUAGGCACCGUACCGUCGAUCAUGAAGAGCUCACGGUCCUGCUCCUGCUGCUGGCCAGCCAUCAGUCCCUUCUACAGGCAGGGCAUCAUGUCCCUCGUAAGCUGUCUGGCGGCGCUCUCUACCGGCAUGAUCCACGCCUACCCCGCCGUUUCCCUGACGCGCUGGGAGGAGGCGGGCUUAAAAUUCUCCACCGCCCAAACCACGUGGUUCGCAUCCACGCCCAUGGUGGUAUCGGUGGUGAUGAGCAUAGUGGCCGGCGUGGUGGUGGAGCGCCUCGGGGUACGCUUGUGUCUGGCCAUCGGCUCGCCUGUCCUCGGCCUCACCUGGGUCAUGAUAGGCCAGGCGACGGAUUUCAGUGUCCUCCUCGUCGCCCGCAUCAUUCAAGGCCUCGUAGCCUCGGUGUACAUGGUGGUGAUCACGGUCUACCCAGUGGAGGUGAGUCAAGUCCGCUGGCGGGGCAUCAUGAUGGGCGUGUCCGAGGCUAUGGUGAUGCUGGGCGCCUUCCUCACCUACCUGGGCGGUCUCAUUCUUCUUCCCGCGCCACUCGCCUACGUCUUCGCCAUCAUCCUCGUCCCCCAGCUCAUUUUGUUCUUCUUCCUGCGGGAGUCUCCUCUGUGGUUGGCGCGGCAUGACCGCGAGGCUGACGUCGUGGACUCCCUCAUGUGCCUACGAGCUCAUGACUCCGACAUCAAACCUGAAUUGGAGCACAUCAAGACCAGCGUCUACACCGAGAGAAUAGUCAAGCCUGCCGCGACGGAACAACUGCUGCUGCUCAGGAAACCCAUCUACCUGAGGCCACUCAUCCUUUGCAUUCUAAUUUUACUCUUUAAGGAGCUGACGGGGCAGUACGCAGUCCUCACCUACACCGUCAUGAUGUUCCGCAUGGCGGGCUCCAGCCUUGACCCGUACUUGUGCGCGGUGGUGAUGGGCGCGGCUCGCUUCUUGCCUUGCUUCCUGUCUUGGGCGUUGAUAGAGCGACUACCUCGCCGCCUCUUGUUGUCUAUCUGCAUGGCAAUUUCGGCAGCUUCCCUGGCCACCCUUGGGGCGUUCCUGUGGGUGUGGUCAGGCUCGAGCAAGGGGCUCCCGCCACACCUGGGCUGGGUGCCCCUUGCGUGCCUCUCUGUAUUCACUCUGGCCUUCGGGAUCGGAGUCGGUCCCACUUCAUGGACAAUGGUGGCGGAGUUACUCCCAUCACAGGUGAGGAACGUUGGUGCAGGCAUCAUCAACUCCUGCUUCAGUUUGUUCCUGUUCCUGGUGGGUCUGAGCUUCCCCUUUGCCGUGGAGGCCAUCGGGGUGGGCGGCGUGUUCAUCACUUACUCCCUGUGCUCGCUGUGUGGAGUCAUUUUCGUGAUCUCCUGUCUGCCCGAGACGCGAGGCAGGUCCUUCACCGAGAUCCAGACCAACUUUGGCGCCUCAGAAAAGACUCCUAAUGUAAUAUAAGGGUAGCCAUACUUUUUAAAUAUUCUGGGAGGCACAUAGAAGAGAAUUACUAUACUAUGAGUCAUAGUGUUGAGUAAGCUGAAUGGCUUGUGAAUGAAUGAGUGAAAAAAAGUGAACGAAACUCUGUUGAUGCUCAUCUUAAGUGUAAUCAAGCUGGGAUUAAUAAUCAAUUAUUAUCUUGCUUUGAGGCCUCGGGACGACUUAUCCAUGGUUCCAGAUCAAAUCAGCUGCAAUACUUUCCCACUGCCACCCCCCCCUCCCCCUAGGGAACCGUCCUUUUCAACCACUGCCUGGCGAGGGGGCUUGGUAAUGGCUUGGUGCCGUCAAGCCGACAUAUAUCAUAAGCACGGAAUUGUAUUCAUGAUGCUGCUUACUAUUAAGUUUUCUAUGUUUUUUUCCUUUUGUACACGUCUGUCUGAAUGCAAACCUGACUGAGAUUUUAGAUUGUACAGUGACAUGUAACAUUACAAUGGACAUGAGUAGGAAAUGUUUCCACCAUAGGGCAGGUGAAUUAAAACAUGUCUGUAACUCUCCCUGAAUCUGCUUACAUUACUUUCUGACCGCAUCCCUGAAGCAUGUAGUGCAAGUCACGACGGUAACUAUCAUGCAUAUCAUUCCGUCGCAGGGCAGGACUUUUACUGUCCGUGCGAGUCUCGUGUGGGGUGCGAUAUAAUAAUCUGUUGACGUGCCGGGAAGCGUCGUGGGGUGUGAGCUUGGAUUUGUGUGUCGCCCGGUGUUUGUCUCUUGAACAUUGCCUGACAGUGCACCGAGUGUUGGGGUUGGUUAUGCCAAUAAACUAUGAAGCAUAUUAUAAAUGGU